Messenger RNA from Durotheca rogersii, 1217 nucleotides. Its product is annotated as putative RHO3 protein. The transcript is spliced from 3 exons. Gene Ontology annotation, molecular function: GTPase activity; GTP binding. Lineage: Eukaryota; Fungi; Ascomycota; Sordariomycetes; Xylariales; Xylariaceae. Gene Ontology annotation, biological process: small GTPase-mediated signal transduction. The coding region runs from base 281 to 928 and encodes 215 amino acids. The record is from RefSeq and is a predicted model, not a curated record.
CCAUCGUCAUCGUUUCCUUCUUUGUCUCCCACCCCCUCACGUACCUUCAUUUGCACAGCGCCGGCCCCUUAUCGGCCUGGGACGCCGUUCUCGAGCCAGCCUGCACUGCAACGUUCCAGUCGCAUCGUCGACACGUCGGGCCCAUCAAUCCCUCGCAUCUGCUCGAGCCCUCUACAACCCCUUUACUAUUCCUUUGACAUUCACACGCAUCUUGGAUGCCCAUAGCCCUCCUUCUCGAAGGCCCAGGAACAACAUCAGAAGGCCCAGGAGCAACAUCAGAAUGCCGUCGCUCUGCAGUAUCGGAGGAUCGAAAACAGUCCAGCGCAAGCUGGUGCUUCUGGGAGAUGGUGCUUGCGGCAAGACAUCACUACUGAACGUCUUCACGAGAGGAUACUUCCCGACAGUCUACGAGCCUACGGUCUUCGAGAACUACGUUCACGACAUAUUUGUGGAUAGUGUGCACAUAGAGCUGUCAUUGUGGGAUACUGCCGGCCAGGAGGAGUUCGACCGUCUACGAAGCCUUUCCUACGACAAUACGGACGUGGUCGUGCUAUGCUUUAGCGUGGAUAGCAAAGAUUCCUUGGAGAACGUGGAGAGCAAAUGGGUGGGUGAGAUCCAGGAGAACUGCCCGGGUGUCAAGCUAGUCUUGGUUGCCUUGAAGUGCGAUCUACGGGAGAACGGCGAGGGCGACGGCGACGAAGAAGAAGAAGCGGGUGCCGCCAGACCGGAAGGUACUCCACGAGAAAAGAAGCCCAUGAUCGACUACAACCAGGGCCUAGAUGUCGCGCGGCGCAUCAAGGCCAUGCGAUAUCUCGAAUGCUCCGCCAUGAGGAAUCGAGGCGUAAACGAGGCCUUUACCGAGGCUGCCCGGGUGGCCCUCAGCGUCAAGUCGAAUGGCGAGAAGGACUCUAAGUGUGUUGUCAUGUGAGAUCACUAUGCAUCGGAGCCUCCAGCUCGUGAUGAAAUUUCUUCUACCGGCCGCGGACAAGCGUAGGAGUUUGGGAUCACGACAGCAUUCUCCCCUUCCCUCCCCCCCCCCCUUUUUUUGAAGCUUCAGGAAUGGUGGCAAUAUAUCAGCCAUCGCUAUAAUUCGGAGAGCGCAGUCUGAUCGUGCUAGGUGAAAAUCUGACCUUAUGCUGUUUCUCGACCCCAUCCACCCUUUCAUCCCUUCCUUGUACAUAUACCUAUUUGUUUCCCUUCUACGCAUAUACACCGGC